Molecule: messenger RNA, 645 nt
Organism: Ceratotherium simum simum (southern white rhinoceros)
Lineage: Eukaryota; Metazoa; Chordata; Mammalia; Perissodactyla; Rhinocerotidae
Gene: DNAAF6
Product: dynein axonemal assembly factor 6
Biological process (GO): axonemal dynein complex assembly; flagellated sperm motility
Cellular component (GO): cytoplasm
Molecular function (GO): dynein intermediate chain binding; protein-folding chaperone binding
Source: RefSeq, a predicted model, not a curated record
AUGGAACCUGAAAAUACAGAAAAUGAAAGUAUGGAAACUGAAAAUGUGGAAACUGAGACUAUGGAAAUUGAAACCAUUUCUUCGGUUUCAGCUCUCCAGGCCCUCUCUAAACUACUUAAUCCUGAAGAAGAGGAUGAUUUUGAAUCUGGACAGUCAAGCUAUUCAUCUGCUGCUGGAGCCAUGGGUCCUGGGAAUAUUGGACCACCAAAAACAGAAGAGCUCAAAGUCAUCCCUCAAACCAGUGAUGAAAAUAGUGAGGAAAUCUGGAAUCCAGAAGAUGUUCCACAAGGAGCAGAGCACGAUGAUAUGUGGGAUGUUAGAGAACUACCGGAGUAUGAGAUUAUAUUUAAACAGCAGGUGGGAACUGAGGAUAUAUUCCUGGGACUCACAAGAAAGGAUUCUUCAACAGCUUGUUGUGAGGAUCUAGUGGUUAAAAUUAAACUGCCAAAUACGAACACUUCUGAAAUUGAAAUUGAUGUCCAGGAAAUGAUCCUUGACCUUCGUACUCCUAAUAAGAAGCUGUUGAUAACUCUUCCCCAUCCUGUGGAAUGCAACAGUGGCAAAGCUUUCUACGUCCAAGAGACUGAGACUCUUGAAGUCACCAUGACUCUGAAGAGAGAGUUGGAUUUUGUUAAUUUCUUCUGA